AUGGCAGAGAUAGAUCUAACACAGCCCUUCUAUUCUUAUCCAAUAGAGAAAGUUGUUUCUUCUGUAAAAACAGAUCUAACAGAGGGAUUAUCUAAGAAUGAAGCUUAGGCAAGACUUGCUAAAUAUGGAACAAAUGAGUUAGAAAAGGAAGAGAAAGAGAGUAUUUGGGAGAAAAUAAAGGAAUAAUUCGAAGAUAAUUUAGUAAGAAUAUUGCUUCUUGCUGCAGUGAUAUCAUUCGUGAUUUCUCAAUUUGAAGAUCAUGAAGAAGUGCAUGCAGUACCUCCUUGGGUAGAACCAUGUGUCAUCUUCACAAUUUUGAUUUUGAAUGCAGCUGUAGGAAUAUGGCAGGAUCUAGAUGCAGAGAGAGCGAUAGAAGCAUUGAAAGACUUACAAUCUCCACAUGCUAUGGUUCUUAGAGAUAAAUAAUGGGGAUAGAUUGAAGCCAAAGACUUAGUGAUAGGAGAUGUUGUAGAAAUAAAAUAAGGAGAUAGAAUUCCUGCUGAUUUAAGAAUGGUAGAGUUGAAAACUAUAACAUUGAAAACAGAUUAAUCUAUUCUAACAGGAGAGGUUAAUCCUGUCAAUAAGACAACUGAGGCCGUUGUAAAAGACAAAGCAGCUGUUCAAGAUAAAAUUAACUUUUUGUUUUCUGGAACUCUAGUAUCUAACGGAACUGCCAUAGGAAUAGUAUGUUGUACAGGAAUGAAAACAGAAAUUGGAAAGAUUUAGAAGGAAGUUUAAGAUGCAGCAAAAGAGAAAUAAGAAGAUGACGAUCCAUUAUCAAAGAGAUUGGAUGAAUUUGGUGAUAAAUUGGCUAAAGUUGUGACUUAUAUUUGCAUAGGCUGUUGGCUUAUGAAUAUUAUUAUGGGAGCAUUAUAUUAUUUUAAAGUUGCAGUUGCAUUAGCUGUGGCUGCUAUUCCAGAGGGAUUACCAGCUGUGAUCACUACUUGUUUGGCUCUUGGAGCUCGUAGAAUGGCUAAAUAGAGAGCCAUUGUUAGAAAAUUACCAAAAGUCUAGACAUUGGGAUGCACAACAAUUAUUUGCUCAGACAAAACUGGUACGUUAACAACCAAUGAAAUGUGCGUUAAAGAAAUUGUGUUAUUGACAGGAAAAGAAGCAUCAACUGUUGAAGUAUUUCCAGUUGAAGGUACUUCCUAUCAUCCUGAAGGUAAAAUUGAAAAAUUAGAAUCUACCUUGGUCAAAGGAAAUGGAUUAGCUGCAAAUCUUAAAAGAUUAGCAUAAUCUAUGGCUUUAUGCAAUGAAUCCAAAUUAUACGAAGAUAAAGGAAGAGUAUAAAGAAGUGGAUUACCAACUGAAGCAGCUUUAAGGGUUUUAGUUGAAAAAAUUGGAAAAUAUGAUAAAACUUUCAACUCAAAACCAAUUUUGAUUGCCCCAGAAUAAUAUAACGAAGCAAUAUCUGCUGAAUUUACCAAAAGAGCUACUCUAGAGUUUACUAGAGACAGAAAGAGCAUGUCUGUGUUGGUUAACUCAAAGAACGAAAAAGGAAAUAUCUUAUUCAUUAAAGGAGCUCCUGAUUAUUUACUUGAAAAGUCAAAUCAAAUUAUGAAUGCUGAUGGAGAAAUUGUUUAACUCACAACAUAAGACAAAGCAUAAUUCUUAAAUAUUGUAAAGAAUCUAGCAGAAAAGGGAUUGAGAACAUUAGCCAUUUGUGUAUAAGAAGAAUGCGGGUAAUUGAGCACCUAUGAUGGACCUAAGCAUCCUGCACAUCCAUUAUUAAUAGAUACUAAUACAUAUAAAGAUAUUGAAGAUAAACCCAUAAUUAUUGGUGUUGUUGCUCUUUAGGAUCCACCAAGACCAGAAGUAAAAAGAUCUAUUGAAAAAUGCAGAGAAGCUGGAAUCUCAGUUAUCAUGAUUACUGGAGAUAUUAAAGAGACAGCUUAAUCAAUUGCUAUGUAAAUUGGUAUCUUACAUAAUCAAUCUCAAUUUGCUACACAUUCAUUUACUGGACUUGAAUUUAGUUAGAUGGGAGAUGAAAAAUAAAAGAAAGUGUUAUCAUAAGUUAUUGGAAAACCAAGUGGAUUGGUAUUUUCAAGAACUGAUCCAUCUCACAAAAGAGAAUUAGUAAAAUUAUUGACUGGUCAGUUAAAUCAAAUUGCUGCAAUGACAGGAGAUGGUGUUAAUGAUGCUCCAGCCUUAAAGUAAGCUAGUAUUGGUAUUGCAAUGGGUAUUGCUGGUACUGAAGUUGCAAAAGAAGCCUCAGAUAUGAUUUUAGCAGAUGAUAAUUUCGCUACAAUUGUAAGAGCUGUUGAAGAGGGAAGAGCCAUUUACUAAAACAUGAAGGGAUUCAUUAGAUAUAUGAUUUCUUCAAAUAUUGGAGAAGUUGUCUCAAUUUUCACAUCAUCAUUAUUGGGAAUACCUGAUGGAUUUAAUUCAAUUCAACUAUUAUGGGUCAAUUUAGUUACUGAUGGAUUGCCUGCAACAGCCUUAUCCUUCAAUCCACCUGAUCCUGAUGUGAUGUAAAAACCACCAAGAAAACAUGAUGAACCUAUUAUCACUGAAUUUGUAUUUGUUAGAUAUUGUGUCAUUGGAACUUAUGUUGGAUUGGCUACAGUCUUUGUAUUUGUCUAUUAUUAUUUGGGAUAUGAAUGGGCUGGAGAUGGUCACCCAGUUGUUACUUUCACUUAACUAAGAAACUGGGGAGAAUGCCAUUAUUGGGAAGGAUUCAAAGUGGCCAAUUUUGAUAAGUAUGACUUUUCAAAGGAUCCAUGUCUUUAUUUCUCCUGGGGAAAAUAAAAGGCAUCUACCUUAAGUUUAUCAGUUUUGGUUGUUAUUGAAAUGUUUAAUGCUUUAAAUGCCUUAUCUGAAGAUAGUUCAAUAUUAAAAGUUGGUGUAUUUGCAAACCCAUACUUGAUAUUGGCCAUAUUUGGAUCUAUGACAUUACAUUGCAUGAUUUGUUAUGUUCCACUAUUUGAAAAUAUCUUUAACACAGUUCCUUUGACUGCUCAAGAUUGGAUCCUUGUAUUGUCUGUUUCUGCUCCAGUUGUAUUGGUUGAUGAGAUAUUAAAAGUAUUUUCAAGAAUCAGAAAUGCUAAAUUAUUAGAGCAAAGAAAGAAACUUGAUUGA
Molecule: messenger RNA, 3081 nt
Organism: Paramecium tetraurelia
Lineage: Eukaryota; Ciliophora; Oligohymenophorea; Peniculida; Parameciidae
Exons: 7
Biological process (GO): calcium ion transmembrane transport; intracellular calcium ion homeostasis
Cellular component (GO): membrane
Molecular function (GO): P-type calcium transporter activity; ATP hydrolysis activity; ATP binding
Source: RefSeq, a predicted model, not a curated record